UUAGUACGCGUCGUCCAAGGUGGUGGUGCAGAGUACCGUCCGUCGACGGGGGUGUUGUUGCCGUUAUUGGUUCUCAUCGAUGGUGAAUCGUGGAGUUGGUUUUCGUCAGUUUCACAGCAAGUGCACGUUGAUCGACGCGUUUACGUAAGAACGACGGACGCUCGUGGUGUAUGCUUACUCGUACGUGCUCGUAUGUAUCUCAAUGUGCGCGCGCGCGUGUGACAAGUACCGACAAAUACGGGAAGACGAGUCAGGGAAAGAGACGGCGGAGGUUUUCGUCGAUUCGUGAGUUUGCCGAAAAUACCAAUUCGGUCAGCUUCGAUCAUCGUGUAUCCUUCGAAGAUCAAAGGAGAAGUAUUCGUCAUCGUACGUCGAGCGGUCGCCGAGUCGACGAAUCAGAAGAAUUCACGAAUGGACGAGCCGAGACCGUUUAAUCCCGACCCUCUCGUUUGCAUAAUUAGCCGUGCUGCACUGCAACAGCUACACGGAGAGAAGGGUUCGCGUAAACUUUGUUAUAAAGGCUGAGGUGGCGGUCGUAUUAUUCGACGAUACGAGGAGGAGGAACUGAACGUGUCGUUAGAAGGAGACGAGAGAAGGUGAGAACAACGAUCGAAGGUGUCUCGCCACCGAAGCCUACUCGAAGAGGGAAAUGGAAAAAAUGGGCGUAAGCCUGUUGACAGAGUAUUUUCUCGGGAGAGCGAAAACAUUCCUCGCUUAUUGAUGCGCCUAGCGAGGCUAGCGUCCUCGAGCAAAAUAGUCGGGGCGGAUAGCGUUUAUCGUAACCAGGACCAGCAUUCGACAAUAAUAAACGUGUUCGCCAUGGAAAUCUCGGUGUUCUUGUUUUACGUGACGACGUUGCUGGGCAUUGUGACCAGCGACAAGUGCGCUGUCGAGUGUUCUUGUAAGUGGAAGAGCGGGAAGCGCACGGUCGAGUGUGUAAAUCGUGCCCUGACUAGCAUACCGGAGUGGAUCGAUCCGGAAACGCAAGUGUUGGAUACAAGCGGUAACGACAUUCGGACCCUGCCGAGUAACAUCUUCAAACGUGUACGUUUGACGAAUCUACAGCGUCUCUACCUACGCGAGUGCCGUAUCGACCGAAUCGAUAGCGAGGCACUGGCUGGCCUUACGAAUCUGGUAGAGCUCGAUCUAAGUCACAACCUCUUAACGGUGGUCCCUACUGCAAGUUUCUUGGAUACACCGUUCCUCAGGGAUCUCGUACUGUCCAACAAUCUUCUCAAGAGGAUUCACUCGCACGCGUUCAAGAGUACACCGAACCUGGUCAAGUUGGAUCUGUCUCACACGCAACUGGUUGAGAUCGAGGCGAAAGGAUUCCGAGGCUUGGAACUAUUGGAAAGUUUAAAGUUAAACAAUAAUCAGUUAUCGACCCUUCAUCCCGGCACGUUCGAACCGUUGAACAAACUCACGAGCAUAGAACUUCACGAUAACCCCUGGAUCUGUGAUUGCCAUUUACGCGAGAUGAAAAUGUGGCUCGUAAAGCACAAUUUGCCGACCCUUCAAGCACCCCUUUGUCACGGUCCGAAACAAUUAUUGAAUCGUACCUUCACCGAUUUGAGUAUCGACGAUUUUGCCUGUCGACCGAUUCUCCUGAUAGCUAGUCGCUACGCCGAGGCAACGAUAGGCGAAAAUGCCAGUAUUGUGUGUCGAGUUAGCGCGAUACCACCGGCCAAGGUGAAAUGGUAUUGGAACGGACGUUUGCUGACCAACCAUUCGGCAUUCAGUGGGUAUCAAAAGAUUUUGAUCUUUGAGGAGGGUCAGUUUCGGAAAAGAAGUACGCUAGUGCUGACGAACGCUCAGGAAGCGGACUCUAGCGAGUUCUACUGCGUGGCAGAAAAUCGUGCUGGUAGCGUCGAGGCGAAUUUCACUCUUCACGUAUCCCUGAGAACCGCUGGCAUGUCUACUCUCGGUUCCGGCCAAAUCGCCGGUAUAUCCGCCGCUCUAGUCGUGCUCAUUCUCUUUAUACUCCUUAUAAUUCUCGUGUUGUUCAUUCGUUUACGAAGAAUGCCGUUGAAAGACGUGAAGUCGUCGGUUCCUGCGGAAGGGGUGUCCGCCGAUAGUACAGGUGGUAACAACGAGAAUCCAUCAUCGGCAACGUCGACUACUCGCAGAAAACACGAAGAAAUCGAAACGACGUCGUUCGGUGUGGAAUCGAAGCCACCGGUGUCCUUAAACCUGAGCUACGUUCAAAGACCUCAAGCAGCGGCCUUGCAGACAGAGAACGAGUACGGUUCGAUCGGUCGUUUCGAUGAUCAGAGCCAACAGCCCUCGGUGAUGGUUGCACCGGGUGCUUGUUUCUCUUCCACUACGUCGCUGAUGCCGAUUGACAAUCCUGAUCUUAUCAGGGAUACGCGACGUGGUUCGGCGGAAGACAUCACUCCUUACGGCGGAGCGGACUAUAGUCGUAUGGAAGUGGUGGACGACGCGAAGAUCCUUUACACGAGUUGUAUGUGGGAGGCGAGGGAUACGUGCAGAACAACAGUUCCGAUGAGCACGUACCCUUCGAAGGAAGCCCUAGCCGUAGUGGCACCUAUGGUCGAGCAAUUUCCGCCAGGGGCGAAGCAAAUAAGAGUAUGGCAGAAGGGAGUUCCGGUUUUGCCACCGGUGUCUGCGUUGAAGCGCGUCCUUGGCUCGACGCGUAGCUCCCCCGACGAGGGUUAUCAAGAAGGGACUGGAACUGAUGUCUAGGUACCGCUGCUUCAUUACUGUGACGCCCGGCACCGUUACCUGGAGCUUCGUAGACGCCACCAGGACGACACCGACUGCUGAGAGACGUCCUGUCCAGUGCCGGACGAGCGGUAGUGAAAAAGAAAAAAGAUUCUCGAUUUAAUUUAAAUAUCGAACUCCGUCGCGGAUAUUAACGUGAUGGACCAGGACGUCGACCUGUCACGUGGAUUGCGUAUACAUAAAACGUAUAAUAUAUACAUACCACAUGUUACACACUCGUACAUACGUAUAUAUAGACGGAGAGAGUGAUCGAUGAAAUGGUCGAGAUGUAUUCCGUAUGUGGAUAUACAUACGUAUAGAAGGGUGGCAGACACCGAGAAUGGGAAGUCGUUCGGCCGACUCGGUGGAAACGAACGUCCACUUGUCGCGAGAUUUACGUACAGUGGUCGAUGAAAUAGUUGAAAGUGCCGUCGUGACUAAUGCACGGAACACAUAAAACGAAGAAUCUGUCGAGGACUCGAUCGAUAAAUUCCGCCAUCUGCCAGUUCUCAAAGAAUAACGCCGGCUUUCUAACCUCCAAGAACUUUUCAUUUCGAAGGUUUUCGCGAAGGUUUGUGUGUAUCCAACGUGUAGCACGAUAGGAAGAAUAUCCUACUCGACGUUCUAAAUGAAUGGAACGGUCAACGCGAUCUGGUAAGAACGACGACGUCGUUUCGGUGGUCUUGCAGUACAAUGUUGACGGCUAAUACUUUCUAUAUGAACGAUUAAGGGAUAUUCGAAGAAAGAACAAAAACAAAAAAAAAAAGAAAAGAAAAAAGAAGCGAAAGAGAGAUCACGAAAAAUGGAAUAUAGUAACAUGACGUUUAAAGAUACGGUUUAAAUAUACCGUUUCUUAAGAUAAUGUUUACGAGAAGACUGCAGUGCAUGUUCCGAAGGAUGUGUAGAUAGAGACAGAUACGCGAGAGAAUAAUUUCUAUUUACCGUGUGUGUUGGCUACCGUGUAUACUACACACGUGAAUUUUCUAGUCAAUUUCGAAGGUGUAAUUAGACGAUGUUAGAUGAUUUGGAUAUGGUGUGAGCACGACGACAAUACGAGAUCGAGAAUACGGCUGACGUGCGAUUACGCAUCGCUGUAACGAUGCUCGAAAAUUUCAUCCCAUUUUCCGUCGCGCGUCUAACGAUUCGUCGAUCAGAUAGUUUUUUCAUUUAUUAUUAUCAUCAUCAACGGUACGUACGAAUUAUGAAUACGUUAUAAUUUCGAUAGUCGGAGUAAGAUCGAGUAUCGAAUCGAUUCGGAAUAACUAACGGAAACGCGACAUACGAGGGAAGCGAUAUUGUCACAUCGGAUAGUUAUUGACGUUCGUGUUCGAGGACGAAAAUUCACGGAAACGGUAGAGCGUGAAAUAUGACGUCGGGUACACCUCUGGAUCCGUCGUUGCAAUUCUCCUGACGAUAAAUUGAUUUACUUUGCCGUGCGUUAGGAACCAUUCAAAAUGUAUUCGUGUAACGACACACUGUCUCUUUCGAUAUCGAUUCAUCGAGAAAUUUCACAGAACUUAAAAGCGUUAGUAUACCUACGUCAAUGGUAAUAUCAUGUGCGUAUAUAUCAAUAUCGAUACGUCGGUAUCGAUACAUCGAAUAAUUGCUGACAUCGCGAAUGAUAACAACUGCGAACGUCGCGAUACCUCUAUCGAACGAAAUAUCUAAUCAACGAUUGAAUUCGGUGAACAAAGAAAAAGCAAAGUGAGAAAAAAAAGUUCGCAAUUCCCAGAAUGUAUCCGUCGUCGUUCGAUCUCUGUCUGUUUUUUUGUAUUACCCGGAGCCAAUAGAAUCAAUUACAUAAGACUGUAUAGUAAGCACAAGAAGCCCGUAAGCCAAUUGCAAGCGAAUAUAAACUAUUGCUCAAACACUGAAACGAGGGGCUUGCGAUUGGUUGACCGGCUCAUGCCUCGCGUUAGUGUCUUACGUAAGUGAGUCUGUGUGUGUUGAUCUAGACACUUUGGCGGUAAGCGGUAAGCCGAAACGCCAAUUGCGAAUAUCGGUCAGUUAUCAACCUGUGUCUGUGUUUGUGUCCUGUGUGUUCCGUGUGUGUGUGUGUGCGUAUUUGCCCGACUAUGGUUCGUACGUGUCUUGAGAGCAGUGUGCCUGAAUAUACGUAUUUGAACGUAUGUGAUAAUAUGAUCCAGACUAUGUCUACAUGCGGACGUGUGAAUGUAUGAGUGCACUAGUGUAUACGUGUGCUCGCGCGCGGCAUCGAGAGAUCGAGGGUGAGAUAGUGCAUGCGGUGCAGUGCUUGCAAUUUCUACCGAUUGGUUUAUCGCCUAUCGUUCAGGCCGGCUGCUUUUCUCUGCUCAAUGAUUCUGGAACCGAUCGACGUAUCCGUGAUGAGGUAACAAAAAAAAAAAAAAAAAGAAAAUAAAAUACGAAAACGACGGAAAAAA
Messenger RNA from Bombus impatiens (common eastern bumble bee), 5123 nucleotides. RefSeq names its product leucine-rich repeat-containing protein 24-like. Bases 721 to 2703 code for a protein of 660 amino acids. The transcript has a single exon. The record is from RefSeq and is a predicted model, not a curated record. Gene Ontology annotation, molecular function: protein binding. Lineage: Eukaryota; Metazoa; Arthropoda; Insecta; Hymenoptera; Apidae.